UUUUUUCUUUUUUAUUUCUUCUUCUGCUCCUUUUUUUUUUUCCUCCUACUGUGUGAUUGUGGAUGAUACGCGUGCCUUAAUUUUAUGAACGUAUCCGACGAAAGGAAUACUUCUCCCUGCCUCCAUUUGUGUUCAUCUUGUACAACUCCUCCUUUGCCCCGUCGCCAGUACUCUGCGCCACCAAGGAGAGAAAGAGAGAAGGUCGAGGUGCGGUGGCAAUGGCGGUGGCCAACCGAAAGAUCUCACCGGCCGCUGCAAGGGCUCACACUCGAAGAAAGUCUUCGACCUCGUCUUCUCUUUCUCUUGGAGGGAUGCUUAAAAAAUUCUCAGUGGUUUUGUUGGUGGGCUUAAUAGCGUGGUCAUAUAAAACGAUUCAGCCUCCGCCUCCUAGGAUCUGUGGAUCUCCAAAUGGCCCUCCUGUUACAUCGUCUAGAAUUACUCUCAAGGAUGGAAGGCAUUUGGCCUACCUGGAGUCUGGUGUCCCAAAAGAGAAGGCCAAAUACAAGAUUGUUUACGUUCAUGGCUUCGACUCUUGCAGAUAUGAUGUUCUUCCUCUAUCCCCGGAAGUGCUUGAAGAAUUAGGGGUCUAUGUAUUGUCAUUUGACAGAGCUGGAUAUGGAGAGAGUGAUCCAAACCCAAAGAGAACGGACAAAAGCACAGCUUUGGAUAUUGAAGAACUUGCCGAUCAGUUGGAACUAGGAUCCAGAUUCCAUGUUAUUGGAUUUUCUAUGGGAGGAGAGAUUGUUUGGACCUGUCUGAAAUACAUUCCUCAUCGGCUUGCUGGAGCAGCAAUGCUUGGUCCUGUUGCCAAUUACUGGUGGCACGGUUUUCCUUCCAAUGUAUCUAAAGAAGCUUACAACUGGCAACUUCCACAAGAUAAAUGGGCAGUUGCAGUCUCUCAUUAUGCCCCUUGGUUGACAUACUGGUGGAACACCCAAAAGUGGUUUCCUGCUUCAAGCGUUAUAGCUCAUCGUAUUGAUAUUUUCUCUGCCCAAGACAAAAUGCUUUUACACAAGUUUGAAAGUAGAGAGCCUUAUAAGGCACAGAUCAAGCAACAAGGAGAAUUCGAGUCUCUCCAUCGUGAUAUGAUGGUUGGCUUUGGGAACUGGGAAUUUAGUCCUUUGGAUCUUGACAAUCCAUUUCCAAAUAAUGAAGGCGCCGUUCACUUAUGGCAUGGUGCUGAGGACUUGAUCGUGCCGGUUUCAAUGUCUCGCUAUAUCGCCCAAAGGCUGUCCUGGGUUCGAUACCAUGAACUUCCAGAGGCUGGUCACAUGUUCCCAAUAGCGGAUGGCAUGGCUGAUGCUAUUGUCAAGACUCUUGUGCUUGGAGAUCAAUAGCUCCUCCUCCUCCUUUGUUUUUCUUUUACAGCAGAUAAUAAGAGAUCAGUAGUUUCUGUUCAGUUGUGACAGACUCCGUUUAAGACCUGAUAUUUAGCUGCCUUUUAAUCCCACCUCUUGGACGGGGGAUAAGAUCUAAUUCACACAAGGAGGAAUGGUUUUUUGACUUUUGAGAGAUGCUCCAAUGUUGCUUUUAUCAAUUCAGUGACUGGACCCGCUUUUAAACUUUAGGUGAAUAUUAAGUGUAGCACAUUUUUUUGUUUCCUAA
Messenger RNA from Elaeis guineensis (African oil palm), 1605 nucleotides. RefSeq lists its product as uncharacterized. Lineage: Eukaryota; Viridiplantae; Streptophyta; Magnoliopsida; Arecales; Arecaceae. The record is from RefSeq and is a predicted model, not a curated record.